Messenger RNA from Neolamprologus brichardi, 1132 nucleotides. The record is from RefSeq and is a predicted model, not a curated record. Lineage: Eukaryota; Metazoa; Chordata; Actinopteri; Cichliformes; Cichlidae.
UUUUCCUUACUCAUGGCAGGUUUAGCUGGCACCAAAGAUGAAGAGCUGACCCAGCUGCUAAAAGAGGAGGAAGCACAAAUCUCCAGCAAGAUUUUGGCUUUAAGAAGAGACCUAAUCAAAGCUCUUAUCCCCACUGAUCCUCUUGACUCGAGUAAUGUUCUGCUGGAGGUCGUAUCAGGGCGGACAACAGGAGGUGACAUUUGUCAGCAGUUCACCAAAGAAAUGUUUGACAUGUACCAGGGUUUUGCAUUUUACAAAAACUGGGACUUUGAGGUGUUGAACUACACACCUGCAGAGUAUGGUGGUCUGCACCAUGCAGCAGUGAGAAUAGCUGGAGAGAACGUGUACAGGCACCUGAAGCACGAAGGAGGAACCCAUCGGGUUCAAAGGAUCCCUGAGGUGGGGCUCUCCUCCAGGAUGCAGCGAAUCCACACAGGAACCGUGACUGUCAUCAUCCUGCCUCAGCCAGUUGAGUUUGAAGUCCACAUCGAUCCAAAGGAUCUUCGAAUCGACACGUUCAGAUCUCGUGGUCCUGGGGGGCAAAGUGUUAACACAACAGACAGCGCAGUGCGCGUAGUUCAUCUUCCGACAGGAAUAACUGCAGAGUGUCAGCAGACUCAAUCUCAGCUGCAAAACAGAGAAAUGGCCAUGCGCAUGUUGAGAGCCAGGCUCUACCAAGGCAUGAUGGGUAAAGAGACCGAACAGAGGAAUACAGCACGAAAGCAGCAGGUGGGCACACGCUCUCAGUCAGAGAGAAUUCGUACCUACAACUUCAGUCAGGAUCGUGUCACAGACCACCGCACCGGAUAUACAACGAGGGACAUCAAGGAGUUCAUGAGAGGUGGGGAGGCUCUCGAUGAUCUGAUCUCUGAUAUACUUGAACACACAGAGAAGGAGGCUCUUCUCGAGGCGGCGGAGAACAGCAGCAGUUUGUAACGAACAGAGUCUGGACCGUCUGCAGACUGAGACCAACAGCAGCUUAUGGGAGAUGUGCUUCCUGACAUAUCUGACUGCUCUGUGCCUGCAGAACACAUGUUAUUCUAUUAUUUGGGCAAUUAAUUGCAAACGAUGCAAUGUAAGACAAACCAAAAGUAACAGAGGUUUUUAUUUUUGUAAUAAAAUGUAACUUGUG